CAUGUCUGUGCAAUGUGACAGAUCCUCUACAUUCAUCCCAGCGCCCGGCUAUAACAUGGCUUGACCCGGCAUAAGUGUGUUGGCAAGCGGACGCAUUGCCCCUUUGGACAAGCCGUGCCGUCCAUGGCGUCUCAAUACAAAAAGCAAGCUGCAUGGGAAGCAAUGCGAAAUGCCCUCGCUAAGAUUCUCGCAUGCUACUCUCGUCCGUCUCGGUUAUUGCAAUGGCCUUCACCCGUGCAACACGUGUAUCAAGAGGAACUUGAUAUGCGACUACACGGACGGCCGAGGCCCUGCCAAACUCAUGGCCGUCCAUACGACGUCUCCUACGGGACAGAGCCUCGCUUCUGACUCUGUCGACACCAUCGGCGCAACUCCUCCCGUACACGAGGCGACCCUCGAUGCGUCCCCGAAGCGAUCGUCCAAGCAGGCCAAACUCGCGCGACAGGCGAAGCGCAGGAGCCAAGGCAAGGAAAAGUACUCCCGCCACGUCUAUGAUGUCUCCUCCGUCAGCGAGGGCGAUGAGAGCUUCCGCAACAGCACGGCGUCCGAGACGGACGAGGAGGCCGAAGUUAUUGGCCAGAUCAGAAUGCUGCAAGAUCCCAUGAAGCGGCUUCAACUGUUUGACCGAGCAACGUUUUACCAGUAUCUAGAUGCAUGUUAUUCGGGCCCCUUGGAGGUCAAUCCAUCGACACUUUGUUUAGUUUAUCUGACUUUGGCAAUUGGUUUUGUUCUGGCAUCGCCGGCUCCAAACAGCCCGGAGGAGCUGAUGAUGAAGAGUUUCCAAGAGGGGCCAGGGGAGAGGGCGGAAGCCCUUUUCCGGGCUGCUAAGUGUCUGAGUGAUCCCCUUAACGGGGUUGAGCACGCAGACUUGUGGAUGAUUCAGGCUUGGACUUUGAUGGCGUUUUACAUGUUGAUCAUAUCGAAGCGCAACGCGGCAUACGCAUAUUGUGGAAUGGCUGUCCGCUCUGCGUAUUCCCUCGGUUUGCAUCGAAUCCGGGACACGAUGAUGAAGUUUAACAACGAGAUCGCAAGGCGUAACCUUUGGAGAAGCCUGUUUGUUCUUGACACGUUCCUCGCCACGGCUCUCGGGCGUCCCGCCGCAAUAAGCGAAGAGGACUGUUCGAGCGACUCGUUGGAUUCGCCAGCAGACCUCUUGCUUGACACCGCCCAGCAAGGAGAAGACAUGGUCAGGACCGUCAGCCUCGACGCAUCCGUCCGGAUCUCCAGGUCCAUUGGCACCAUGCUGAAGAAGGUCUACUCGGAGCGCAAGAUUUCGACCAAGCUGGCUCAGGAGAUUGUCGAUGACUGUCAGCUAUGGGCUUUCAACGGUCAUCCGUCGUUGGCAGCAAACGACCUCCUCCAUGGAAAGGCUCCGGUGGAAAUGGGCAUUCCCAUUCUGCACGUGCACUUGCUUCAUUACCAUUCCAUCCUUCUCCUGAGCAGGCCCUUUUUCAUCGACCUUUUGGUCAAGACGCGGCCAACCAUCUCGGGCGACGUCGAACCGUUUCACCGAACGUUUUCGAGAUCGGAAAAGUUUUCUCAAGCGUGCGUGGCCGCAUCGACUCAUUCGGUCACGCUCAUCCAGGCGGCGUUUGAAGCAAAGUAUUUGCCGCGACGUAACCCUUUUAUCUUAUAUUUUCUUUUUGCGGCGGCCUUGAUUAUCUUGAGUAAUGAGUUUGCUGGUUUAUACGAAAACGAGCAUUACGCAGUGUCCAUGACGAGCGCCAUCAAAAUCAUGGACUACUGCGCGGCUGAAGACGUUCAGGCUCAGCGCAUGCUCUACAUCCUAAAGUCCUUCCUCGCCGACGUGGAGAAGCACCUCAAGUCUUCUGUGACGGGUGUGGCCCUGCCCGAGUGCCAUAUCGGCGACCCGGAGGAGGUUCUGCACACGAGAAGGCAGAGUCUCACCGCUCGGCGAACCAACAGCCACCACCAUCAGCAGCAGCAGCAGCAACAACAACCACAGCAGCAGCCGUCGUCGCCCAUUGGUGGAGGAUCUUCGUCUGACGCCAUGGAGUACUAUCCUCACAUGGAGACGGACGCCCGCCCAUCGACCGUUCACGUUCAGGACAUGGGCCCCCUCGUGAUGCGGGGAGAGCGUGCCAUGGCGUCGUCGACUACGAGCCCGACCAUGUCGACGCGCGCGAAUGCUGCCCCUCGCUCGCUAUACCGGAGGACAGACCUCGCCUUUUCGAAGCCGGAUGAACAGCAGCAGCAGCAAGAGUUUGAGGACCUGGGUCCCCACAGCAGCCCAGCUGAUUUCCAGUCGUCGUCCAUGGAUUCGGAGGAGACCAAGAUAUACACUCAUCACGACUUCAACAGCCCGACAAUGAUGUCUCACGCGGAGCAGUCGGCUUUCCAGGCUCAACAACAGCACCAUCAUCAUCAUGGAGGUGGCGCCGGCGGCGGCGGCUUCAGGGGGUAUCCCACCGCCGCUGCUCCUGGGGUGUCGUCGUCGAAUAGGGGUCGGGAGAACGAGAGGACUCAUUUUGGAGGAGGGCACUAUCUGUAUGUCGAUGACAAAUGA
Molecule: messenger RNA, 2527 nt
Organism: Trichoderma citrinoviride
Lineage: Eukaryota; Fungi; Ascomycota; Sordariomycetes; Hypocreales; Hypocreaceae
Product: fungal-specific transcription factor domain-containing protein
Exons: 5
Coding region: 170-2527 (785 amino acids)
Biological process (GO): DNA-templated transcription; positive regulation of transcription from RNA polymerase II promoter by galactose
Cellular component (GO): nucleus
Molecular function (GO): DNA-binding transcription factor activity, RNA polymerase II-specific; zinc ion binding; RNA polymerase II cis-regulatory region sequence-specific DNA binding
Source: RefSeq, a predicted model, not a curated record